Gracilinanus agilis (Agile Gracile Mouse Opossum) is the source of this 798-nucleotide messenger RNA. It is a transcript of the gene CER1, whose product is annotated as cerberus 1, DAN family BMP antagonist. Gene Ontology annotation, molecular function: morphogen activity. Gene Ontology annotation, biological process: determination of heart left/right asymmetry; signal transduction involved in regulation of gene expression. Lineage: Eukaryota; Metazoa; Chordata; Mammalia; Didelphimorphia; Didelphidae. The record is from RefSeq and is a predicted model, not a curated record. The transcript is spliced from 2 exons. Bases 1 to 798 code for a protein of 265 amino acids.
AUGUAUCUCUUGCUGCUUCAGCUGUUGGUGAUCUUAGGUCUAGGAGAGUCCAGGCAACAAAUGCAGCAAGGCAGGGACAAGAGAACCCAGCAUCUCUCUUAUGCCCAGGGUGAUCAGGGACUUGGAGCACUAUCAGCAGGUGCUGAUGAGGAUGCCCAGGAAAAGCCAGACUUGUUUGUAGCCAUACCUCACCAGAUAGUUCCUGAGCUAGCAGAAGCUCCCAGAGAGCAAAGAGAGAUGCUAUUCAGGUUUAUGUAUACCUCUGAGAAACAGAAGCCAGAAAGGCAUCUGGAAGUAAGGGAUCCUGCUAGAGAGGCCUUCAAACCUAGAACCCCAGCAGAUGCUGAGCCUGAUGGCAAGGAAAACGAGAAAACUCCUCUCCAGGAAGAAGCACAAAAAUUCUGGCACUACUUCUUGUUUAGAAAGAGCUCAGCUUCACAGGAAGUCAUCUUACCCAUCAAAAGCAAUGAAGUAUACCAGGAGACUUGUAGGACAGUGCCUUUCUCCCAGACAAUAAUACAUGAUGACUGUGAAAAAGUAGUGGUUCAGAACAACCUAUGCUUCGGGAAAUGUAGAUCCCUUCGUCCUUCGGAGACUACAGCUCAUCAUCAUGCCUUCUGCUCGCACUGUUCGCCUACCAAGUUCACAACAAAAGAAUUACUGUUGAAUUGUACUGGACCCAACCCUGUAGUCAAGGUGGUAAUGAUUGUGGAGGAAUGCCAGUGUAAGAUCAAGCAAGGUCAAGACAGAGAACAUCUCCAUUCUGACACUUUCACAGAGACACACAGACAGAAUUAA